AUGCAGCCGCACGACACGGUGCUGCCAGCUGCAGCAGCUCGAGGCGUCUUCGGGGCCGAAGCUCAGAGGGGCUGUGCUGAAGCUCCGCAGUAUGCGCAUCGGCAGGCUGUCUUUAAGGGGCACCCCUCAGCACAAGCCAACCGACAGAAGCGCAUGGAGCUCAAUGAUAUGCUCCGAUCGGAGAGUCGUGUGGAUUUGCUGCGGCGGCUGCGCGAGGAGGCUGAGCGAGAGCUGCUUCUGCAGCAGGAGAUUCUGGAGCAAGAGCCAGAAGACAUUCCGCAGAGACCAUUGUACAGGAAGAAGACUUCCUACCGCAGACGCACUCCCGAUGCACCGACGAAUCCCUCCACGGAGUGUAUGGACAGUAGACCGCUGCAGCAGCUUAUAGCGCAUCCGCAAGCGAUCUACGAGAUACCCCACGAAUUCGAAUCCGGGGAGUUCAUGGUGGCGUUGCGACCAGAGGGGCAGAGCUGUUUGUUGCUGUUGCAGAAUGGUCGAGGUCAUCUGUACGGCAAGACGGGCAGACCCCUCUUUCGGGUGCAGUGCAGCAGCAAGUGGAAAUCCGCAACAAGCGUGUUGGCUGCCUCUGCAUGCACGGCGCCGUGUGGAGUUUCAGGCGCUCUGCUGGAGCCUCACGGCGACCCUUACAGCCUGCCGUUGGGGGUCGACAUGCUGCAAGGCGAGCUGGAAAACGAGCACUACUUCGCAGUGCCCCCCCAGGAGAAGCAGCGGCUGCUGCUGCUGCGAUCGAGGCCCUUCGAUGUGUCGCUGUACGGCUCUGCAGACGCGGAUCGCUGCUCAGCGCAUGCCGCGCUCGCAGCACUGCCGGCAGAGAGCAGCUUUUCUUGGCCGCCCCAGGGGUCGCUGUUUCCUCCAGAAGACGGCCAGAGAGGGAGUCAAAAAUCGCACCAGCGGGAGCAGCAGAGGCAUCUGCCUGUGCUGCACCUCCCCGCAGGGAUGCUGUCAAAGGGCCUAACCCUCCUGGAGUGCAUUCUGUGCCCCUACACCUCAGCGAACAUGCAGCACUUUAGCACGUGCUAUGCCACCGACCAGGAGAAGGCAGCAGCGAAUGCGGCUGCCGCCACCGCUCCAGCCGCAGCGGGGGGUGGCAGUACAGCGGAAUCCCCCCUGUGGAAGGUGCUUUUUGUAGUGGAUGUUCUCUUUCUGGGGGGCCUCAUGCUGGGUCACUGCGAAUUCGAGAUAGAGGAGAAGCCUCACAUGUUCGCUCCCUUGCAGCUACUCCCCUUUGUGGAGGCCUCUUCAUCCCACUUACAGACGCUUGCUGCUGGCCCAUUCGUCUACCCGCCGGACGGCUUUGUGUUUCAACACAAAUUGGCACCCCACACUGGCGGGACACAUCCUUUGGUCCUGUGCUGGAGAGACGAACGCAUCUCGCGCUUUCCCCUCGAUGAGAAAAAUGUCAGACAGUCGGCGGUCGAUACGUUCUUGCUGGUUCACCCCAAUGGAGAAAUCUGCAGCAGCGAAGGUUUCGUUGUCGUCCAAGUAGACCCCCACGAGUUCGGCAUUGCGGGACUGACACAUCCCCCCUGUCGUGCCCGUGAUGCCCUCAUAUACAAACGCAUAUCGUCCCUGCGUGGCCUGUUCCCUUCCUAUUUAGACGCCCCCUCUUCUGUUGCUCCCGUCGCUGCUGGCUGGAAUGACUGGGAAGCAGCGAGCCACACCGCCCGUGCGAGAGUGAUUUGCGGAGCAAGGGCCAGUGAGGUGGCUGAUCUCGACCUUGAGACCAAGCGCUUUCGAUGGGUUGCGAGGGGCGCAGCGCACACUCAGGGCUGCCGUACUCAACGAGAGCGGCUAAUGGAGGUUGACGCGACGUCACUUGACGGAGAGGCCGCGGCGGCAGAACCAGAGAAUACAGGGGGAGUGGCGGAAGGAGAAUUAGCCGCAAAAAUAGUAGCAGCGCUUCCAGAAGAAGCAGCAGCACCGAACCCCAUAGCAGACAGGGCCCAGGGUGACAGCGGCGCCAACCGCCCCCACCACCAACGCGUGCCGAAGGACAAAUGCCCGGAUUCGUUCGCGAAACUGGCAGAUCAGUGGCUUCGCAUGCAGGGGACGCACCCAGUAACGUUCGAGGUGCUUUGCGAAAAGUGCCCGCCUUGA
This is a messenger RNA of Cyclospora cayetanensis, 2118 nucleotides long. RefSeq lists its product as uncharacterized. The record is from RefSeq and is a predicted model, not a curated record. Gene Ontology annotation, cellular component: cytoplasm; nucleus. The coding region runs from base 1 to 2118 and encodes 705 amino acids. Gene Ontology annotation, biological process: snRNA import into nucleus. The transcript is spliced from 9 exons. Lineage: Eukaryota; Apicomplexa; Conoidasida; Eucoccidiorida; Eimeriidae.